AUGCCGUUGCCUCCAUCGUCGUUGAACCAAAAGUCCAGUCGGGUGUAUUCGGUGGCCAGGGUAUACAAGGAUGCUUGCGAAAAAAGGCCUCAGGAGUAUUGGGAUUAUGAGCAAGGAGUCACAAUUGAAUGGGGGAAGAUUUCAAAUUACGAGAUUGUCAGCAAGAUCGGCCGAGGGAAGUAUUCGGAAGUUUUCAGUGGGAAGAGCGUGUUAAAUAACCAGCCUUGUGUGAUCAAGGUGUUGAAACCGGUCAAGAUGAAGAAGAUUUACCGAGAGCUGAAGAUACUGACCAAUUUGACCGGCGGUCCCAACGUUAUCGGGCUGUUAGAUAUUGUUCAGGAUCCGGGCUCCAAGAUACCGGCGUUGAUCUUUGAAGAGGUGAAAAAUGUGGACUUCAGAGCGCUGUACCCGACUUUCAAGCUGAGUGACAUCCAGUACUAUUUCACACAGUUGCUUAUUGCGUUGGAUUAUUGCCACUCCAUGGGCAUCAUGCAUAGAGAUGUCAAGCCACAAAACGUCAUGAUAGAUCCAAGCGAGAGGAAGCUGAGGUUGAUCGAUUGGGGUCUGGCGGAAUUUUACCACCCGGGGGUCGAUUAUAAUGUGAGAGUGGCUUCGAGAUAUCACAAGGGUCCCGAGCUGCUGGUUAACUUGAACCAAUACGACUACUCUCUAGAUCUUUGGUCCGUGGGCUGUAUGCUUGCAGCGAUAGUGUUUAAAAAGGAGCCUUUCUUCAAGGGCUCAACAAACGCAGAUCAACUGGUCAAGAUCGCUGCCGUGUUAGGUACAAAACAGCUGCUGGGCUAUCUGAAUAAAUAUGGAUUGAAAUUACCGUCCGAAUACGAUAAUAUCAUGAGGGAUUUUACUCCUAAACCCUGGAGUCAUUUCAUAACGGGAGAAACCAAAUUAGCUGUCCCUGAGAUCGUGGACUUGAUCGAUAAUUUAUUGAGAUACGAUCAUCAGGAGAGACUAACGGCUAAGGAAGCUAUGAAUCAUAAAUUCUUCAAGGCAGAAUUUGAGUAA
Messenger RNA from Torulaspora globosa, 1020 nucleotides. It is a transcript of the gene CKA2, whose product is annotated as casein kinase 2 catalytic subunit CKA2. Bases 1 to 1020 code for a protein of 339 amino acids. Gene Ontology annotation, biological process: regulation of transcription by RNA polymerase III; regulation of transcription by RNA polymerase I; DNA damage response. NCBI's taxonomy places the organism in Eukaryota, Fungi, Ascomycota, Saccharomycetes, Saccharomycetales, Saccharomycetaceae. Gene Ontology annotation, cellular component: nucleus; protein kinase CK2 complex; cytosol. The transcript has a single exon. The record is from RefSeq and is a predicted model, not a curated record. Gene Ontology annotation, molecular function: ATP binding; protein serine/threonine kinase activity.